Messenger RNA from Adineta steineri, 2256 nucleotides. NCBI's taxonomy places the organism in Eukaryota, Metazoa, Rotifera, Eurotatoria, Adinetida, Adinetidae. The record is from the annotation of a GenBank genome assembly.
AUGUCGGCAUCAGAAGAGUUAGAUGCAAAAAUAGCUGAACUGAAUCAAAUGAUGAAUAAUUGUACAAAUUUAAUUGGAGCGAUGUUUGGUAUGGCGCCCGAUGAGACAGAUGAGAUAGAUGAGUCACCAGUAUUGAAAUCAUUCGAUUUGCAUGGUGCUGUUGAAUAUAUGGCAAACUGUUCGAAUAUCAUCAUCAUGUCGGGUGCUGGAAUGUCGACAAGUGCUGGUAUUCCUGAUUUUCGUACGCCUGGUACUGGUCUCUAUUCUCGGCUUGAAAAGUACAAUCUUCCAAAUCCACAGGCAAUAUUUACAUUGGACUUUUUUCGUGAAGAUCCGAAACCAUUUUUCUUACUGGCCAAGGAACUUUAUCCAAACAAUUUUAAACCAACACCAGCUCAUCAUUUUAUUCAACUGUUGAACCAAAAAGGCAAAUUGCUACGAGUAUUCACACAAAACAUUGACUCCUUGGAAAGAGUUGUUGGCAUUCCACCGGAAAAAAUCGUCGAAGCUCACGGAACAUUUUUCACGAAUCAUUGUUUGGAUUGUCAAAAAGAAUAUUCGUUAGAUUAUGUCAAAGAGAUUAUUUUCAACGAUGAGAUACCUCACUGUGAUGAAUGUUCUGGUAUCAUUAAACCAGAUAUCGUCUUUUUUGGUGAAAAUCUUCCCAAACGAUACGGUGAAUGUGUUUCGACCGACUUUCCUCAAUGUGAUUUUCUAAUUAUUAUGGGAACAUCACUUCAAGUGGCACCAUUCAAUACACUGAUAACCAGAGUCAAUAAAAAAUGUCCUCGCUUACUCAUCAAUAUGGAACCUGCUGGUAAUGCUGCUGUAGCAUGGGAGCCAUUGACAAACGUCUUGAAGUUCGAUUCAGAGAAAAAUUAUCGUGAUGUUUUUCAUAAAAGCAGUUGUGAUGAUGGCGUCGCUGAAAUGACAAAACUGCUUGGCUGGCAGAAUGAUUUCGAAAAAUUAUUGGGAAAAAAGACGGUCUCGCAAACAAGCAAAACAUUACUACCGAAGAAUGCCAUUGCAACUCCAACGAUACGUUCAUCAGUAACGACGAAUAACUCAAAACCUACAAAAGCUCAAACAACAGUAACCGGCAUAGCAAUGGCAAAUAUCAAAACACAAUGUUUUACAUGUGAUAAGGAAAAAAUAACAUAUCCUUGUAAAGGAUGUUCAAAAGAAUUUUGUUUAACACAUUUAACAGAACAUCAACAAAUAUUAAAUGAUCAAUUAAAUCAUAUUACCAAUGACCAAUUCAGAGAAAUUACACAAGAAUUAAAUAAUCCACUAAAGGUUUCUAUUAAAGAAGAUUCACCAUCAUUUAUUAAUGAAAUUUCAAUUAUUUUAUCAAAAAUAUCAAAAUUCAACAAAUGGAAAGAAAAUGCCAUCACUGUAGCUGGUGGAAAUGGACAAGGACAACAAUUAAAUCAACUGUAUUACCCUUACGGAAUCUUUAUUGAUGAAAAGAAAAAUAUUUUCAUUGCUGAUUGUUUGAAUAACCGUAUUAUUGCAUGGGAAUGUAAUGCAAAUGAAGGACAAAUUAUUGCAGGUGGAAAUAAAGAAGGAAACCGAAUGAAUCAACUGAAUGGACCAAGAGAUGUGAUUGUUGAUCAACAAAGUAAUUCGAUCAUCAUUGCUGAUUAUGAUAAUAGACGAGUGAUUCAAUGGUUGGAUCAAAAUCAACAAAUUCUCAUUGAAGAUAUUGACUGUUUCGGCUUGGCAAUGGAUAAAAAUGGAUUUUUGUAUGUUUCUGAUUGGAAGAAGAAUGAAGUGAGACGAUGGAAAAUGGGAGAAUACAAUAAUGAAGGAAUUGUAGUAGCAGGUGAAAAUGGACAAGGAAAUAAAUUUAAUCAACUCAAUUAUCCUACUUUUAUAUUUGUUGAUGAAGAUCAAUCUGUUUACGUAUCAGACACAAACAAUAAUCGUGUGAUGAAAUGGAGAAAAGAUGCAAAAGAAGGAAGAAUUGUAGGUGGAGGAAAUGGUGAAGGAAGAAAUCUCAAUCAAUUGUAUCGUCCUCAAGGAAUAAUCGUUCGUGAUUUUGGUGAAAUUUAUGUGGCAGAUUGUUGGAAUGAUCGAAUAAUGCGUUGGUGUGAAGGAAAAGAAGAAGGUGAAGUUGUUGCUGGUGGGAAUGGAAAAGGAAAUCAAACAAAUCAAUUGGAUCGUCCUAUGGGUUUAUCUUUUGAUGAUGAAGAAAAUCUUUAUGUUGUUGAUUUUUGGAAUAAUCGGAUAGAAAAAUUUGAAAUAGUGUUGUAA